Messenger RNA from Homarus americanus (American lobster), 2524 nucleotides. RefSeq lists its product as uncharacterized. The record is from RefSeq and is a predicted model, not a curated record. The coding region runs from base 324 to 2417 and encodes 697 amino acids. The transcript has 13 exons. Lineage: Eukaryota; Metazoa; Arthropoda; Malacostraca; Decapoda; Nephropidae.
GCUGUGAUUCAGUCUAAUCGAUAACUGCGUCAUAGUGUUGUGGCAUCUACCGUACCUACAGCCAAUUUUAUUUGUUUAUUCCCAUGUUAUAGAAUUAUGCUAGUGUAUAUACCAUAACUUAUUUAUUAUGAAUUCAUAUAUAAUUCAUCUACUCAUGAGGUAACCAAGAAAGGCUUGAUGUUUGACCAUAAAUAUUAAGUAAAAUUUUAGUUCCUGAAAACAUCUCUGUUUACAGUCUCAUCCUCAUUCAUAUCAUCCUAGAGUAGAGAAGCGAAGACCUGGAAUAUUGAAAACGAGUGAUUGAAUGGGACGAAUAUGAGGCCAUGAGGGUGGACACGCUGGUGAUACUUGUGCUUGGGGUGUGUAUGGGGGGAGCCUUGGUGGUUGAUGAGCAUUCGCCCCAGGGACAUGCCACACCUCCAUCAACACUCAACACCCCCACCACCAGGACACCUCUCCAGUCACCUCAAGUUACAACCUCUGUUAGUGUUGGUGAACCAGACGAUGACUCGACCAACAAGGACACGCCAAUACUCAGAUCAACUCCUACUAUCAGGAAGACUCAAAGGCCUGCCCGCCCACCGCCCACUUCACCAGCACCGCCUACCCAACUGUCCCUUCCUGUACCGUCACUUCCAUCUCAAUACGAACUAUUGGUAGAGGUGAUCGACGUUCCCAAUAAUGAAAGCUUCACCGUGAGGGAGCGCCAACGAGACAGCUGGGCGAGCCAUACCAUCACGGCUGACAAACUUAAUGUUUCCUGUGUGUACAGCAUUGACAAUGCAGAGGGCUUCUUGCUGGAGGGUGUGAAGUGUAGACGCUAUCAAGCUCUGCCCCAAAAUUGCUUCUGUAACAAUCGCUUCUGCCGGCCGUACGUUGCGCUGGGCACAGUCCUUGAUCAUCUUAGUACAAUGAAGGCCAAUUCUUCACAGGAGUGGAUUGGAGGCACAGAUGGAAAGGAAAUGGUCAUGUGGCAGUCAAGAGAGCAGGACAUGGUUGUGGAAGCUUUCUACACCCGCACUGCUGUAGGUCUUCUAGCACCUCUGUCCUUCACUGUGAAGGGAGCAGGUCGGGUGUUCAACUUGCCUCGUGGACCUUUAUCGUUACAAUACCAGGUUAAGUCGUGGGCUUUGGUCACUGACCCGGCCCACACUCUGGUCAACACUGCACCUGGCUUGUUCUGCCCUGCCUUUAAGAGGAAGUUCCUGCCCAAACUUUCUAACCAGUUUUCCCUGACAAUGGAGACAGUGAUAGAGAACCUGGGAACUAUUGCUUAUGAGUCACAGUAUUAUGAGUCUGAGGAGAAGCUGGUGUCGUUCACAUAUCUACCACACCUACAUGCAGAUGGCAUGUUUCUCCUCAGCAUCCCAGGGCUUACAGACUUCACCACUGAAACUUACAGAGUUAUCCAUGACUUCAAGACAGGUAUACAGUACAUGAUCAACGAGAAGACCAGCAACUGCACCAUCCAGGGUAUACCAGUGUCAGCCCUGGAUGCUGCCCCCACAGAAAAUCAGCACAUCCGUCUUCGUCAUGCUUCAGAGCUCAUCUUCAUAGACCCCAAAAUGUAUCUCUACAAAGGCACGAGGCGAGUGAGGGGAAUCUUGUGUGACGUGUGGGUGGCAGAGCGGGGCACUAGGAAGGGUCGCUACACUACUGCUGAGCUCUACUUUUCUCACGAGAACUGGACUGUUGAGGUAGAAGUUUUCAACAAGGUUCGCCAGGUGCCCAUUGGUAUCUCCUCCUAUAUGGCUGAUAAUGAUAACCCAAGCCACUGGUCCUCUGUAGUUCACACAUUCUUCUAUGAAUACAGAGAUGGCCACCCUUCAUGGCAUCAGUUUGACAUCUCCCCCUGCCUCAACCGCAUCAACCGGCUCUUCCUGAAGUUCACGCUAGAGGUCUCCUAUAGUGAACUUGUUCACUAUAAUUUAGAAGCCGCAAAAAAUUCGAUCAGGAGAGCGAUGGCUGGUAUUGCUGGAGUCUCCCCCUUGAGGGUCACUGAUCUGUUUCUGAGCAGUCGCCAAGCCCCAGGAGAAGUGGACGUUUGGUUUGUGCUGCUUGAGAAACCUGAUGUGACCGGACCCGUCCUGACUCCCCGCCCACAACUCAUGAUGGCUGAUGCUUAUCAACUGUUGCAUGACAUUACCCAGAAGCACAAUGUAUCCAUAAAACUUGAUCUGUCUCCCAAGAAGAAACUUUUUGUGGUAAUCAAAAGUGGAUCUCUUGAGACAACAACUGAGGCACUGCAUCCCCAUAUGAGGCAUAAGUCAAUGCGUUACCUCAAGGCUGGCUAUACUGCAGGCAGCAUGGCUGGCCUAGGUUUCUCCAUGGCCAUCCUAGGAACUUGUGUAGGUAUAUUCGUAGGAUUCCUGUUGUGGAAACGCCAUUCAUCAGUUCCCUACCAGGUGACAGACUGACGGCGAGGAUUCGUCGACCUGGACGGGCCCAGCAUUCUUGCAUGAACCGUUAAUGCAGGUGAAGGUAAUGACGGUAUCGUAAGGAUGAUGUAAAAGUUUGUAUUAAA